AUGAGUCGGUGGGACGACCUCAAGCGCGAGGCCCGCGUCGUCGAGCGCGCCCUCGACGAGAAAGUCAACGCCUACGCAUCCACCGCCCGCUCCAUGAGCCGCUCGAGCCGUCCGUUUGACGAAGAGAACCCGCCCCAGGCUGCCGACCAGAACGAGUUUGAGCUCGGGCUUGAGAUCGAGCAGUUCCUGUCCUCGUUGGCCGACAUCAUUGACCGCAUGGCCGCGACGUGUAAUGGCUCGAUGGCCCAGGAGGCCGUCCUGCAGCGGUAUCGAGAGCUGCACUUUGACUUUGGCCAGCAGUUCAAGCGCUCCGCCAGCGUCAUCCAUGAAAAGUCCGAUGCGCAAAAGCUCUUCCAACGCAAGGAACAGAACCCAUCCGUGGACCCCGAAGCUGAGGCCUUGCUGCGCGAACGAGGCAUGCUGGACGCAUCCCGCACGAUAGCCAACGACUCGAUCAACAUCGCCAUGGCGGUCAAGGAGAACCUCCUGAGUCAGCGCGCGCAACUCGACGGAUCGCGCGGCAAGGUCACAACGGUUGGGUCGUCCACGGCAGGAAUCAACGUGCUCGUCGACCAGAUUCGGCGCAAGAAGAUGCGCAACAACAUCCUCGUCGCCAUCACGAUCGCGGGCUGCAUCUGCUUUACGCUCUGGUGGGCCAUUCUCAGUCGACUGUAG
Molecule: messenger RNA, 675 nt
Organism: Saprolegnia diclina VS20
Lineage: Eukaryota; Oomycota; Saprolegniomycetes; Saprolegniales; Saprolegniaceae
Exons: 5
Coding region: 1-675 (224 amino acids)
Biological process (GO): endoplasmic reticulum to Golgi vesicle-mediated transport; vesicle fusion
Cellular component (GO): Golgi membrane; SNARE complex; cis-Golgi network
Molecular function (GO): SNAP receptor activity
Source: RefSeq, a predicted model, not a curated record